This is a messenger RNA of Vicia faba (fava bean), 1371 nucleotides long. The record is from the annotation of a GenBank genome assembly. Lineage: Eukaryota; Viridiplantae; Streptophyta; Magnoliopsida; Fabales; Fabaceae.
AUGAAUAACUUGAGUGAAUCUUUCAAUAGUACAAUAUUACAAGCUAGGGAUAAGCCAAUACUCACUAUGGUAGAAUGGAUUAGGAACUACGUGAUGAAUAGGAUUGCUAAUAGUGUUGUUAAGCUUGAUAAGUGGAAGCACAAUGUCAUGCCUAAUCCUAGGAAAAGGCUUGAUAAGGAAACAUAUCUUAGUGGAGAAUGGCUGCCUACAUGGAGCAGUGGUGAUUUGUGGCAAGUCCAUCACCCAUAUAAUGGAUUGCAGUUUGUUGUUGAUAUUCGGGAAAAAACCUGUACUUGUUGUUUUUGGGAUCUUGUGGGCAUACCUUGUAGGCAUGUUGUUUCUGCAUUACAGUAUCAAAACUUAGAUCCUGAGAAAUAUGUUGACCCUUGUUACAUGAGAGAAGCUUACAGGGCAUGUUAUGAAAACAAUGUUAGUCCAAUAAAUGGCAUGGACAUGUGGCCAACUGUGGAUGCUGAAGAAUUGUUGCCACCACAAUACAAGAAGGGACCUGGAAGGCCUAAGAAACUGAGGUUUAGAGAGUUGGAUGAGAAUGGUUCAAGGAUGAGGAGGGUAGGUGUAGCAUAUAGAUGCACGCAUUGUGACAAAUUUGGCCAUAAUUCUAGGAAGUGUCAAGCUAAGGAGCAAGAUCCUAAUGCACUAAAGAGAAAGAGAAAGACACCCAGGACCAAAGUGUCAAAAAAAUCUGAUGGGACUGUGGAUGAAGGCCCAGAGAUGGAUGCAAAUGUUGAUACAACUGCAACUGGAGGUGGAACUGUGGAUGAAGACCCAGAGAUGGAUGCAAAUGUUGAUACAACUGCAACUGGAGGUGGAACUGUGGAUGAAGACCCAGAGAUGGAUGCAAAUGUUGAUACAACUGCAAUUGGAGGUGGAACUGUGGAUGAAGGCCCAGAGAUGGAUGCAAAUGUUGAUACAACUGAAAUUGGAGGUGGAACUAUGGAUGAAGGCCCAGAGAUGGAUGCAUUGCUGAAUAAUAUGAUGGAUCUUUAUGAAGAACAACAAUCACAAGUUGACAAUCCCACACAACCUACUGCUAUGCAACCUCCCCCAACACAUGAAUCACAACCUGCUGCAAUGCAACCUCCCCCAACACAUGAUUCACAACCUGCUGCAAUGCAACCUGACCCUGCUGCUACUAAUGUCAAAAAACCUUCAGCUAGGAAAACGGCCGUGGCCGUGCCUUGGAAGCGAUCAAGAAAGAGAGUCAGUGAAAGAUUGAAGGAAGUGAGGAAUGCCAAAAGACAUGGUGGGCCUGGAUCAACACCUGAUGCACCUUUGACCAUAGGUGAAGAAACUGGUGGUAGUACCUCAAAGAAGAUAUCAAGGAAGAAGAGGAAGGGCAUUGAUCAGUAG